Thyridium curvatum is the source of this 3039-nucleotide messenger RNA. RefSeq lists its product as uncharacterized. Gene Ontology annotation, molecular function: sequence-specific DNA binding; zinc ion binding; DNA-binding transcription factor activity, RNA polymerase II-specific. The record is from RefSeq and is a predicted model, not a curated record. NCBI's taxonomy places the organism in Eukaryota, Fungi, Ascomycota, Sordariomycetes, Thyridiales, Thyridiaceae. Bases 1 to 3039 code for a protein of 1012 amino acids. The transcript is spliced from 5 exons. Gene Ontology annotation, cellular component: nucleus. Gene Ontology annotation, biological process: DNA-templated transcription; positive regulation of transcription by RNA polymerase II.
AUGACCCAGGUGCCCGCCAUGGACCAGGUGGUUGAAUCCCCCGCCGAGGGCAUGCCUCCGCCGUCGGCGCGUCCCGCUGCACAGCCACACAACGUCUCCACGGCCAGCACCAUCACCGCAGCUUCCGAUACGCUCGACAUGGCCGUCUCCCCGGCCCUGUCUGAAGAUGGGUCCGCUCUCGUUUCGGCGAGUUGGCGGGCCCAGGAGCACUCGUCCCCGGAUGCCAGUACCAAAUCGUCCGAUGCUCUCAGCCAAGUAAAGGAAGAGAGCAUCGGCGAGUCGAGCAGUGCUCCCCAGGACACACCGUCGAUGCCGGUGCAGAAGCGUCGCCGAGUCACGAGAGCCUGCGAUGAGUGCCGGCGCAAGAAGAUCAAGUGCGAUGGGAAGCAACCCUGCACACACUGCUCCGUCUACAGCUAUGAAUGCACAUACGACAAGCCGUCCAACCGGCGCAGAAACCCUGCACCUCAGUACAUUGAGGCACUGGAGCAUCGGCUGCAGCGCGCCGAGACGUUGUUGCGCAAAUUCAUGCCUGAGGUAGACCUGAGCGAUCCCAACCUCGAUCCCGCGGUCCAACAAGAGUUUCAGAAUCGCGAGCGCGCGAGAAACCAAGCCGCCAAGUCGGAGAAGCAACAAGACAAACAAGUCCAGCAACCUGAGAACCAGGACUCGCAGAUUCUUUCUAUGAUUGAGACCAUCGGGCAACUCGACUUGACCGAAGGUGGUGAGUGGGACUUCCACGGCAUCUCUUCUGGGGCUGUCUUCCUCAGGCGCUUGCGGGAGCACUUUGGAGGAUUGUUGGGACAGGACUACAAGGCACCUUUCCUCCCUCGCGCCCCACGACUGCCAGGCAUGUUCAACUUGGAUUCGCCCAGGUCAAGUGUCAGCUCGCCCUGGGACCCGGCUCUCCAAAACGUCUACGAUCUACCACCGAAAGAGCAUGCUCGUACACUCUGCUUGUACUCCUUCCAAUGCGCUACUUGUCUUCUUCGAAUAGUUCACGUCCCGACUUUCUUCGAGACUUUCGAAAGGCUGUACCAGAAGUCUCCCGAAACUUUUGGUACGGAAGACAAUAGAACGCUUGGUUUGUUGUAUGCGGUCCUGGCUCUCGGCUGCGUGUACAACUUCUCGGAUGACAGUGCGCACCACUACCAGGCAGCCAUGGAAGAAGGGCUCAAAUAUUUCUCUACUUCAAGGCUGUUGCUCCAAGAUAUUACAGAGUGUCGAGAUCUAGCGUCCUUACAGGCCCUUCUAUACCUGAUCCUCUUCCUCCAAGCGACAUCCGACCUCUCGGGCUGCUACGCCUUCCUCGGGAUAGCAUUGCGCGCAGCUAUGCGUAUGGGUCUACACCGUCAUUUACCGCACGCCCAACUGACUCCGAUAGAGCAUGAGUCUCGCAGGCGCGUAUUCUAUGUCAUUCGACAGAUGGACACGUAUGUGUCUGCGUUGCUUGGCUUCCCCUUGAUGUUGAGCAACCAAGACAUAGACCAGCCGCUUCCGACCGAGGUGGAUGACGAGUAUAUCACCAAGGACGGCAUCCUGAGCCCCCCAGCGGGAUCACCAUCUGUCUUUGAGGCUUUCAAUGCGCACGCGAAGCUGCUAGACAUCCUGGCAAAGGUAAUCAAGCACAUCUAUCCGCUCAAGGGUAUCGAGGACUGUGUCAUGAGCGGUGAAAAAGAAAGCGCGACGUACUUGAUAAACUACUCGAAGAUCAAGGAGAUUGAACAAGAGUUGCAUGAAUGGUUCGAAAAGCUUCCUGAGCAGUGGCGCCCAAGUGCUGAAGGGCCCAUUGAAGUUGUCCGGGUCAAUCUUCCUAGAAUCCGCACCCUUCUGAGGUUCGGCUACGCACAUGUGCAAAUGAUGCUGUAUCGGCCAUUUCUGCACUACGUCUCUCCUCGCCUAUCCGCUGGGAAAAACGUGGAUGAACGGUAUUACGCCUGCGCCGCCGCUGGUAUCAGCGUGGCAAGAAACAUCGUACACAUAGGGAUGGAGAUUAGGAAGAAGGCAGUUGUAAUUGGGCCGUAUUGGUUCAUCCUCUACACGCAAUAUUUUGCCAUACUGUCCCUGCUCUUCUACGCUCUAGAGAAUCCCGACAAGGCUGGAUCCCCCGAAAUCCUCGCCGAAGCCACCGCCGGGAGGGACGUCAUUGCGAGUCUCUCGUCGAGGAGCUCGGCCGCCGAUAGAGUCACAGCUUCGCUGAAUGUUGUCUUUGAGCGUCUUCCUGAUCAUUUGAAGAAGGGCAAAGGACGUCCCAUACCGACUAAAAAGCGAUCCCUGGGACCGAAAGCUAGUCCGAUACCAAUGCCUCCCACGACAGCUCCGGGCAGACGAUCCGAGGACAGCCAGUCACACAAAGGCAGCGCUGCACAGGACGCUCGAAGGCAUGCGUCCCACCGCAUGUCAUUUGACACGGCGCAUAGACCGCAAAAUGCUAGGCCCGGACAGCAAUUCAUUUCGAACUUUCCCGAAAUGCUAUCGAUGGACUUGUCAUCGGCAACGGGCAGUCCCGAAUCGAGCGGUACGCCGUCGACAAGCUACCGCUCCAUCCCUUCCGUACCGGCGCACCAAACACCGGGCGGUGCUGCCAACCCCUUGUACAAGUUGGACACUAUGAUGUUCCCCUCGGGCGAUCCGUUCGCCUAUCCGAACCAGCCGAUGGCUGACAUGCAAACGCCCACUUCCGGGCCGCACCCAGGCCAAGCCGGGCCUGGCCAUCACCAAGACGCGAUACAGUUCUACAUUCCGCCCAAUGUCUAUGAUGACAUUGAGGGCCAACUCCUUGGGCCGGUCCCGCCAUACUUGAUGCAGCAAGCGCAAGGCCAGCAGGGCAUGGACCUCCAAUCGCAUAUGUACAACGCCUCAGGCAUGCUCGGCAUGCACACACAAAACACACACACCCAGCAACAGCACCAAGAACAACAACACCACCAGAUGACGCAGCAACGACAACACAGGGAGCUGGAGGAAAUGCUGGCCGAUCCGAAUUUCGACCCCAACUUUGUUGAAAUGUUCCCACAAAACUACCACCGACAGAUAUAG